Messenger RNA from Lampris incognitus (smalleye Pacific opah), 2110 nucleotides. RefSeq names its product debranching RNA lariats 1 (gene dbr1). Gene Ontology annotation, biological process: mRNA splicing, via spliceosome. Gene Ontology annotation, molecular function: RNA lariat debranching enzyme activity. The record is from RefSeq and is a predicted model, not a curated record. The transcript has 9 exons. Lineage: Eukaryota; Metazoa; Chordata; Actinopteri; Lampriformes; Lampridae. Bases 386 to 2110 code for a protein of 574 amino acids. Gene Ontology annotation, cellular component: nucleus.
UUCGUUCACCUAGUAAAAACAUGAUUUUCAACAAUAGUUUGUAAAAUCACAGGGUUAAAGUCUGGAAGACCUCACUCCUUGAUAAUCCAUUAAUCUCAGUGAGUACCUAACUACCUGACUUCUUUUGUUCUCUUCCAACACGGGCGUCUCGGAGAUGUGGUUGAGAAAGCUCGUGUGGCGUGAAAUAAAUUAAUAAUUAUACAUUUUAAAAGUGGAUAACCCAAACUCCAUUGAGAUCGAGACCACCCUGUUUAAGGAGGAACCGGCACACCAAACCUUCGUUUUUCUGUCAAAGCUGUCCCCGCUUAGCCAAAAACAGAAAUCACAUCAGCGUUAAAUGUGGGAAUAGUACACUGAGUAUCCGUAGACUACGUGUUUUUCCACCAUGAAGAUCGCGGUGGAGGGUUGUUGCCAUGGCGAGCUGGACAAGAUAUAUGAGACCAUUGGCUACUUGGAGAACAAGGAAGGUGUAAAGGUGGACCUGCUCCUGUGUUGUGGGGACUUCCAGGCGGUGCGAAACGAAGGAGACAUGAAGUGCAUGGCUGUACCUGCCAAGUAUAGAACAAUGCAGACCUUCUACAAAUACUACUCUGGAGAGAAGAAGGCUCCAGUGCUAACCAUUUUUAUUGGAGGGAACCACGAGGCAUCCAACCAUCUUCAGGAACUGCCUUACGGAGGCUGGGUUGCUCCCAACAUCUAUUAUCUUGGUUAUGCUGGUGUUGUCCGCUACAAAGGGAUCCGAAUUGGUGGCUUAUCUGGAAUCUUCAAAUCGCAUGACUAUAGAAAGGGUCACCAUGAAUUCCCUCCAUACAACUCGGAGACUCUGAGGAGUGUUUACCACAUCAGAAAUAUUGAGAUUUUCAAGCUGAAACAGAUCCAGAUGCCGAUGGACAUCUUUAUGACACAUGACUGGCCUCGUGGAAUUUACAAUUAUGGCAGCACAGGGGAACUGUUGCGAAAAAAGAAAUUUCUUCGUCAUGAAGUAGAAUCAAACACACUAGGAAGUCCCCCUGCUGCAGAGCUCCUAGCCCACUUGCAACCCACCUACUGGUUCUCUGCACAUCUCCAUGUCAAAUUUGCUGCACAUAUGCAGCAUCCGCCUAAAGGUAAUGCUGCCCCACGUACAACCAAGUUCCUGUCCCUGGAUAAAUGUCUGCCCUAUAGGGAAUUCUUACAGAUUGUGGACGUCCCAGACAGACCAGGUUCAUCUGAGGGAUUAGAGUAUGAUCCAGAAUGGUUGGCUAUUCUGAAGGCCACUAACAAUCUGCAGAUGACCACCCCCCAACACUGGAACCCCCCACAGAAUAAUGGCCUGCACGUACGGUGGGACUUCAGCGCCUCAGAGGCUGCCAUGAUGGAGGUGGUUAAAGAGCUCAGUGGUGAGCUAGCUAUUUCGGAGAACUUCAGCCAGACCGUACCAGCCUAUAACCCUGCCAAGCCCCAACCUCACACCAGCCCCAGUUACAGCACUAACCCCCAGACCACUGAGCUCUGUGCCACUUUAGGCCUCACAGACAUCUAUGCCCAGGUUGGGCAGGGUGACAGAGAGCAGGAAGGACCUCUGGGUGGUGCUAGAGGGGAGACAGAAGACGAGGACAAUGAUGGACAAAGCACAGGGAGUAUGGAUGAGCCCAGUGAGUAUCCAACUGACACAUCAGGAUUGUCAAAUUCAUAUAAUCCCGAUGAGAUUACGAUAGAGGAUGAGUGGAUGGAGGAAGAAGAGGGAGUAGAGGGCAAGGAAGAGGAUAAAAGUUCCUCUGACUCAAAGGGAGUGAUGACGGAAGAUAAGAGUUCUGAUUGCCUUUCGGAUGAAACACCUACCCUUGGGCGCAUGGUUCUGCCACAGCCCAAAUCUGACACAUCUGACCUCUCCUUCCCUAUGAACUUGCCUCCUCCCUCCCACUCUACCCCUGUGUCAGCCUGGCAUCAGCCCUCAACAAAAAGGGAAGGACUGCGGGAUGCCGGGAAAGAGGAGCCCCAAGCCAUCCGUAUUCCAAAACGUACUAGUGAUGAGUCAGGGGAUGGUGGCAGCACAGACAUUCCCCCAAGGAUCAAACGCAGGAACCAGGUCAUCUACACAGCAGUGGAGGAUGAGGAGGGUGAGGAUUAG